AUAAGAACAAAGAAAAAAGAAAAAAAGAGCUAUAACUGUUGUCGAGCAAAAACAGAGAAUCCACAACACAAGGGAAGAUGGCGAGUGUUUCGAUCAAAACCCUACAUUUCAUUAUCUGCUCCAAAACGCCACCUUCAAACCACACCAAAGCCCUCUUCUCUCUCCCAACCAGCAGCAGUAGCAGAAUUCCACUCUCUAUAACUAGAAAUAACAAGAAGAAGGUAGAAUUCCUUCUUCAAAGAGCCCGGGCUUCUUCAACCGACGGUGUAGAUCUUGCCGAUGGUGACGACAACCCGGAAGGAAUCAUCUCCGGAGAAUGGUCCCAGAAUUUCUCCCUUCUCAGCUACGACGACUUGCGAGCUUAUUUAGAGCCUGAGAUCUUCAAGGACAAGAUGCAACCUUCUGCUCUAUUGGGAGAGGUCAUGUCGACCCUGAUACGGACCGUGACUGUCGAUCAGACGCUGGAGGAGAUCGACCAUCACUUUGAAGUGGUAUCGGGGCUUCCCGUCAUCAAUGAGGAGUUAGUUUGCAUUGGAGUCGUGUCCAAGAAAGACAAACAAGAAGCUUCAAAUGGGUUGAAGUCGAAGGUGGGUGAAAUCAUGUCAUCUCCUGCCAUAACGCUAUCACCUGACAAGACUGUUCUGGAUGCUGCGGCUUUGAUGCUGAAGAUGAAAAUCCAUAGGAUACCAAUUGUGAAUGAGGGAGGCCAAGUUGUAGGCAUAGUCACUCGCACUGACAUUUUCAAAGCAUUGGAGGGCCUGCCAGCAUGAGUACCUGUUAUUCUCAGUUUUUUAAAGCAUCGCCUGUGAGCAUAGUGGAGGUAGGUUUUUUGUAAAUUAUAAAGUUGUUGCUUGUCUUCUAUGUAUGUAUAUUAUGCUUGGUGCAUGGAGACAGGACAUGAAUUAAUUAGUAUACCAUGAUGCUCAUAACAUGACAAUCUAUCUUCCCAAAUAAAGACUGAUAAUGUACCAAA
This is a messenger RNA of Magnolia sinica, 973 nucleotides long. RefSeq lists its product as uncharacterized. The transcript is spliced from 5 exons. NCBI's taxonomy places the organism in Eukaryota, Viridiplantae, Streptophyta, Magnoliopsida, Magnoliales, Magnoliaceae. Bases 78 to 770 code for a protein of 230 amino acids. The record is from RefSeq and is a predicted model, not a curated record.